Molecule: messenger RNA, 1146 nt
Organism: Parasteatoda tepidariorum (common house spider)
Lineage: Eukaryota; Metazoa; Arthropoda; Arachnida; Araneae; Theridiidae
Product: putative glutamate receptor
Cellular component (GO): membrane
Molecular function (GO): ligand-gated monoatomic ion channel activity
Source: RefSeq, a predicted model, not a curated record
AUGAGAAAGUUACCGGAUGAGCUAACUGUGGCAACAGUUCAAACACCUGAGUUAGAAUUUAAAGAGAUUAACGGAGAAAUAUUUCUAUCUGGAGUAGAUGGGAAAUUCCUGGAAUCGCUGAUGGCUGCUUUUAACGUUCGUUUUCGAAUGAAAGAAGCUUCUGAUGGGGAAUGGGGAAGUCUUCUAGACAAUGGGAACUGGUCUGGUAUGGUUGGAAUGGUUCACAGAGGAGAAGCAGACAUUGCAAUAAACCAGAUCUCUAUUACUGAGGAAAGACUAAGUGUUGUUGAUUUCUCUAUUCCUUACACCGAUGAAAUAGUCCCAUUUGUUGCACCAGCACCUAAACGCAUCUCUUCUCUAAUUGUUUACUUGUACCCAUUUGAUAUUACUGUAUGGGUACUUUGCGCAAUUACUUUAAUAACUUUGCCUUUAAUGUAUGUACUUUUAAUUAAUCAAACACAAACAUAUGACGCCGUUUUUAUUAAAGUGUUUGGGUACUUGCUAAGGCAGCCUGCGGCUGAUAAAAAGAAGAGUUUUGCCCACAGAGUCUUCAUAUUAGUGUGCCUGGUAUUUUCACUCGUUAUUUCAUCUAGCUAUUGCGCAGUGCUGCUAUCAUUUUUAAGUGUUCCACUUUAUGAAUCAAAACUGAGAAACUUCAAAGAACUUUCUGAAGCUGUGAUACAGGGAAGACACACCGCCCAAUUAUUUUCAGGAACCUUCAUUCUGCAUCUUCUUCUGACUUCAGCUGACGAGAACAUGAAAACCAUGGGGGAGAUAAUACAGUGGAAUUCGUGGACGUUUCCCGUCAGCGCUUUCAAUGACGGAAGCUUAGAUCGAGAAAAAGUCACGAUUUCCACAAUUGCAGACCUGCAAGCACUUUAUAAAGGUUACUCUAAUGUUAUACUCUCUGAGGAUUCCUUAUUGACGACGAGUAUAUGUGUGGUGUUUAGGAAAGAUUUCUGCUGCAAGGAAAUGUUUGAUACAGCUAUUUCAAGAAUAAUUAGUGCCGGACUAUACGAGAAAUUUAAAUCUGAGGAAUCAGUUUCUCAAUUUGAAAGUAUUAAUGCCAAUGAUAAGAUACAAAGAGAAGUACCUCAUCACAGAAUAACAAAAAUGGAGGCAGCUACUUUACACCGAGUUGUGUAA